Molecule: messenger RNA, 975 nt
Organism: Merops nubicus (carmine bee-eater)
Lineage: Eukaryota; Metazoa; Chordata; Aves; Coraciiformes; Meropidae
Gene: FAH
Product: fumarylacetoacetate hydrolase (fumarylacetoacetase)
Exons: 11
Biological process (GO): homogentisate catabolic process; L-tyrosine catabolic process; L-phenylalanine catabolic process
Molecular function (GO): fumarylacetoacetase activity
Source: RefSeq, a predicted model, not a curated record
AGCAUUUGUACCUCAAGCUUCUGCGACCAUGCACCUGCCAGCUCAUAUCGGAGACUACACUGACUUCUACUCUUCUCGACAACAUGCCACAAACGUUGGCAUCAUGUUCAGGGGGAAGGAGAACGCUUUGAUGCCAAACUGGCUGCACUUACCUGUUGGUUAUCACAGCCGGGCAUCGUCCGUCGUGGUGUCUGGGACACCCAUCCGGAGACCCGUGGGGCAAAUGAGACCUGACAAUGACAAACCUCCAGUGUUUGGUGCUUGUAAGCGUCUGGAUAUUGAGUUAGAAAUGGCGUUCUUUGUAGGUCCUGGAAACAAGUAUGGGGAGCCAAUUCCUAUCAGCAAAGCCCAGGAGCACAUCUUUGGAAUGGUCCUUAUGAAUGACUGGAGCGCCCGUGACAUCCAGAAAUGGGAAUAUGUCCCUCUGGGUCCAUUCCUGAGCAAGAGCUUUGGCACGACCAUCUCUCCUUGGGUUGUUACCAUGGAUGCUCUCAUGCCAUUUGUGUUGCCAAACCCUGUCCAGGAUCCCAAGCCGCUGCCCUACCUUCAGGAUAAAGAACCCUACACUUUUGACAUCAAGCUCUUUGUUGCUAUUAAAGGAGAAGGAAUGAACAUGCCAACUACUAUAUGCAGAUCCAAUUUCAAGCACAUGUACUGGACCAUGAAACAGCAGCUGGCUCAUCAUUCGAUCAAUGGGUGCAACCUCAGACCUGGAGAUCUCCUGGCCUCUGGCACAAUCAGUGGACCUGAGCCAGAGAGCUUUGGCUCCAUGCUGGAGCUGUCCUGGAAUGGAACAAAAGAAAUCCCUCUUGGCAAUGGGCAGUCUCGGAAGUUCCUGCAGGAUGGAGAUGAAAUCAUUCUGACAGGUUACUGCCAGGGCAACGGCUUCCGUGUGGGAUUUGGCCAGUGCUCAGGAAAAAUCCUUCCAGCCCUGUCGGGUCCAUGAUGACUGGAGUAAGAUGACAUCCAAGGAGA